AUGGCAAAGAGACCAAGAUUUAAUCUCAGAGGACCACUUAUAUUAUGGAGUUCAUUACUUUCAUUGUUUUCCAUUAUUGGAGUAUUUAGAACAUUACCAGAAAUGAUUCAUAUAUUAACACAUCACGGUUUUUAUCAUAGUGUUUGUAUACCUAGCUUUAUUGAACAGGACGUAGUAUGUGGUUUUUGGUCAUGGAUGUUUGCUCUAUCAAAACUUUUGGAAUUUGGCGACACAAUAUUUAUAGUAUUACGAAAACAAGAAUUAAUUUUCCUACACUGGUAUCAUCACAUAACAGUUCUUCUUUAUUCAUGGUUCUCAUAUUCAGAACAUACUGCAUCUGCGAGGUGGUUUAUGGUGUUAAAUUAUUUUGUGCAUUCCAUAAUGUAUGGUUAUUAUGCUCUGAAACUUCCAUUAUAA
This is a messenger RNA of Apis mellifera (honey bee), 417 nucleotides long. RefSeq names its product elongation of very long chain fatty acids protein 6-like. Gene Ontology annotation, cellular component: endoplasmic reticulum membrane. The record is from RefSeq and is a predicted model, not a curated record. Gene Ontology annotation, biological process: very long-chain fatty acid biosynthetic process; fatty acid elongation, monounsaturated fatty acid; fatty acid elongation, polyunsaturated fatty acid. NCBI's taxonomy places the organism in Eukaryota, Metazoa, Arthropoda, Insecta, Hymenoptera, Apidae. Gene Ontology annotation, molecular function: fatty acid elongase activity. Bases 1 to 417 code for a protein of 138 amino acids. The transcript is spliced from 3 exons.